Messenger RNA from Mercenaria mercenaria, 1726 nucleotides. RefSeq lists its product as uncharacterized. The transcript has 11 exons. The record is from RefSeq and is a predicted model, not a curated record. Bases 141 to 1538 code for a protein of 465 amino acids. NCBI's taxonomy places the organism in Eukaryota, Metazoa, Mollusca, Bivalvia, Venerida, Veneridae.
CGUUGUACCAUUAUGACGUAACAGUCUCUAAGCGCGUGGUUACUGGCAUUGCCGCGUUCAUGUUUGAUGCUUUCUCGGCAUGGGUGAACAUUCAAGGAAGGAUUAUCUAUUCAUGAAGAAAUUGGCGUGAUAGAAUCAUCAUGACCACAAAACUAGAGAUUCAAGAAGAACUGCGUAAGAAGCAGUUCCAAGCUCGUGUGAUGCACGAGCGAAGGCGUUCGAGCCUCGGAGCUGAAACAGCAUACGAUGCUGAACGAAUCUCAAAGGAACAAGAAAAGCUACGUAAACAGCAUGAACGCCUAGAAAAUGCGAAAACCCACCACAAAAAACACUCAUUCCUGACUAAGGAUCGAAGAUUGUCCCUUACAGAUGACAAACUACCAGACGUUCUUACACCAUCGACUACACCAGACAUACAGUCAAAAAGUGCACACUCACCAGACUAUACAAAAACAAAGUCAAGACUGUUCGACUACGAGAGAUUAGCUUCGCCGCGAGGCAGACGACAGCUGAUGACAAGCGCGGAAGGAAGUCCGGUGCAGUCUCCAUUACCACCUCGUACUAUUGCUCCUAAGUCAUCGCACGCAAUGGAAGCCCGCAAAACGAGCCACACGGACACUGUGAAGAAAAUUGCACGAGUGCCGCAUGGUAGCACAGCAGAACUGGGAAAGAAACCGUCUUCUAGACAAAGCCUUCAUUCUGAAAAUAAAGUCCGUUUCAAAGAAGACCAUAUGCCUGCAUCGCCAUCUUCAAACGAGCGCACGAGGCGUGGUUCCUUACCGACGUCCUUUCCGUCACCUUUCCCACAAAAAAGGCGAGCCUCGCUCCCGGCAUCUGGCUUUGAACCAGUAAAACCUCCAUCUCGACAGCGACGUCACUCAAUGCCAGCAAACACGAACCUGUUGCCUAAGAUAAUAGUUGAUGAGGCUCCGAAUCUGUCCCCUGAUUUAGACGAACAAGAGACACGGCUUACAGCGCUGUAUAACAAGGCAAUUCAAACUGUCCAGUUAGCAGACGAGACGUUAUUAGCUGCCAAUAUAAAAUAUCUUGAUAGGCCAAACAUGCACCGUCUUUCUCUUGGAUCUCCAUCAGAUAAAAUAUCAGGGUCUGGCUUUGGCCUCGCAACGCUCAAAGAACUUGAAUCAAUUCUCAGCGACGCCAGGGUGUAUUCAAACAGGAAAGGAUCCCGAAAAGAGUACAGUUGCCUGGAUGGGGCUACAAAAAGGGCACAAAAGAAACGUAUUGAACACCUAGAACAAGUUUUGAAGAAAUUGAAUCCAACGUACGAUACGAGUGUUGACAUUGACCCACUUAAGGUUUUGCAAUGCAGCUAUCUCCGACUGUCAAAAUCUAACGUUGAAACGCUUGAAAAGAUGAGUAGGGAGCAAGGUAAAGAUUCAGGUAUACAUAUCCAUAUGGACGUCACUGAUUACGACAUUUGGAAGAAUUUGAAAGAAGAACGUACAGACCUGAAAAAGCCGGAACCGGAAGUAGACGAAAUCCAUUCACCUCGAAAACAGAAGAUAUUACAUACUUAAUUUGAGAUUUUUAAUCGGGUUAUUUUUUGUAUUGAUUAGAACACGAUUUGAUUUGUAAAUAGAUAUUACCUCUGUUAUUAUACAUGCAGAAAAAAAUACAUAACUUAUGUUAUUUUAUGCACCAAAAUUUUACCCAGAAAUUUUCCUGUGAAAAUAUAUGCUUAGGUAAUAAAAUUUACACGAUUUAA